GAGAGAGAGAGAGAGAGAGAAGGGGGCGAAGGACGCGCGGCGGGGUCGCCUGGGGAGGCCGCCCGCCCGCCCGCCAUGUGAGGCUGUUUUCUCCGGGGGCAGCUCGCUGAUGAAAUGGAGCCGGGGGCGAGUUCUUUCCGCGUCGAAUUCCCCGACUUCUGCAGCACCGUCCUGCAGAAGCUCAACCAGCAGCGCCAGCAAGGCCAGCUGUGCGAUGUCUCCAUCGUGGUCCAGGGCCACCUCUUCCGAGCCCACAAGGCCGUCCUGGCCGCCAGCUCCCCUUACUUCUGCGACCAGGUGCUGCUGAAGAACAGCCGGCGGAUCGUCCUCCCUGACGUCAUGAACCCCAGAGUCUUUGAGAAUAUCCUCCUGUCGACCUACACGGGCCGGCUCGUCAUGCCCGCCCCGGAAAUUGUCAGCUACUUGACGGCGGCCAGUUUCCUCCAGAUGUGGCACGUGGUGGACAAAUGCACAGAGGUGUUGGAAGGAAACCCUUCAGUCCUCUGCCAAAAGCUCAACCGAGCCAGCGACCACCAGUCUCCGAGCAGUAGUAGCUACAACGGCCUGGCGGAAAGCUUUGAGCUGGGGGGAGCAGGCCAGGCGGAUUUCCACAAAGUGCAGGAACUGAGGGACGGGGAAAACGAAGAGGAGAGCUCCAAGGACGAGCUGCUCUCCCAACUGACCGAACACGAGUACCUCCCAAGCAAUUCUUCCACAGAACAUGACCGGCUGAGCACUGGGAUGGCCAGCCAGGAUGGAGAAGAAGGCGUCAGCGACAGCACCGACUAUCCGUACGCCCGGCCUCUGUACAUCAAGCCCAGCAUCAUGUCUCACAAGCGAUGGAUCCACGUCAAGACGGAGAGGUUCGUCCAGGACUGCGAAGGGGUGGAAAUGCACGACGAGCACCAGGUCUCUGAGUCGGGGAACGUCAUUCAGCCGGACCGCUCAGUCCAGACCAGCCUUGGGGAAGGUCUCCGGGCCAACGAGAGGAAAGUGGGGGUGGAAUUUGGGGACCCGGCCAGCGAGGGCAACUACGACGAGCAUGUCGACUUCUACGGCUCUUCCAUGGAAGAGUUUUCCGGGGAAAGGAACGACGGGGCGCCUCUCAGCCUUCAUGGGCCGGAGGCUUCGGGUUACGGAGAAAACGUGGACCUUCCCUCGGGGAUCAAGGAGGAGAGCGCCCUCUCCGGCUUUUCGGCCACCGACAAACUUUACCCCUGCCAGUGUGGCAAGAGCUUCACCCACAAAAGCCAGAGGGACCGUCACAUGGGCAUGCACCUGGGACUCCGGCCGUACGGUUGCGGCGUGUGCGGUAAAAAGUUCAAGAUGAAACACCACCUGGUGGGCCACAUGAAGAUCCACACGGGCAUCAAACCGUACGAGUGCAACAUCUGUGGGAAAAGGUUCAUGUGGAGGGACAGUUUCCACCGGCACGUCACUUCCUGCACCAAAUCUUACCAGACUUGCAAAAUGGAGCAGAACGCUGCUAAAAUGAACUAGGGAGUGGGGCCUGGGAGAGCCACGAAUGGCUUAACCGGGCGAGCGGCCGUGUCGGCACAGCCCUUGAUCAGACCAUGGCUUAUUUUGGACAAGCGGAAUGGCCACCUGUCCCCACAGCCUCGUGCGGGAGGCCUUGCUGCUUUUGAGGGGGUGGGUUCCAAAUAAACCCGGGUAGGGGGGCAGGACCCCCUUUUAAGGUGUCCAUGAGGAUCCCUGCCCUGAGACUGCAAACAGACCAGCCAGUUGGCUUCGUGGUACUUGCUCCCUACUUAACAAUUCCUGCGGUUUAAUUUGUGCUUUGGGUUCUCUCCGAUAGGAAUGCCAAGGUCGCUUCUUGCUUGGAAUUCAUCUCAGUAGAAUUUGGAUCGAUUCUUUUCAGGUUCGGCGGGAAUGCAUAGGACGGGGUGGUGGUCUCCUUUGACGGCGCUCCCCAGUUAGCGGUGUUUGAAUUGAAGCUAGUGAAGGAGAGGUGUGAGCGCUUGCUUGCUGAGAACCAAAGGGUGAGUGGGUGGGUUCAGUUUGUCUCCAAAAGCACAUUGCUGGGUAAUUUUCAAGGGCAAGACUUAUUAUCAUCACCAUCAAAUUGUUAAUUAUUCUUAUCAAAUUUAUUUGCCACCCGUCUCGCACUCCAAGGCAAUUCUGAAGUUCUGUCCAACUUCUUUGAGUUCCAAGAUUCUGAGUUCCAUUGACUGACUUGAACCCUAGAAAACACGUCAGCAGGGAUCUCUUUGCCAACACUGUAAUUUGCUAAUGUACAGAAGCACUUUGUAUUUAAAGCAAAGCAAAGCAAACAAACAAAAAUAUAUAUAAUAUUUUUAGAACGUGUAUACACACACACACAUAUUCCCUCUGGUUUAAUUUCUAAUUCAUGUUGUUUGGUCUGUUUUUUCUUAUUUCUUGUUUGAAAUUUUAUAAGGUUGAGAAGUUUUGUGUUUACACAAGGGUCGGUACUAGCUGGGUUUCGUUUUGUUUUGUUGAGGAAAAGUAAGAUCCUAAGGAUCUGGUUCUUUUGAGUUUUGUUUCCAAAAUCAAACAGAAGCAAAAAAAAAAAAAAAUAUGUCACUGCCUUAGAAUGUUCUGGAGGCCUUUUCUCUAAUCUCUCAGAAUCUCCCCAAUUUUUCAUUUAUAUAUAGAUGCUUCCAAUUGUGCAGGAACUAACUUUUCCUCAAACAUCCAUCCAUCCAUGUAUAUUUAUAUUUAACUUCAAAUAUUAUACAUGGAUGUAUGUAUGGUUUUUUUGUGUGUGAGGGAAAGUUAGUUCCUGAGCAAUUGGAGGGUAUCAACACAGGUCAAAAUGCCAGAGGUUUAAUCCAUGGGGAAAUGGUUCUCUUAACUGCCAUUGAGCUAAUAUGCAAAGAUAGUUAUGCUGCAUUUUUCAUGUAAUUUAAUGCAGAAAGGGAUUGUAUGCUACCCUAACACUUCUCUUGGCCAAAAGUUGACAGUGGAAACCAGACACAGUUACUGGAAGAACUAUGAUUUUGGACAUGUAGGGAAAUUCUCAACCAUUCAGCUCAUGGUUGUCCCAAAGGUGUUUCUUUUUCAAAAGGCAAUUGGACUUUCUUGGUUUUUAUUUUUCCCUUUAAAAUGAUCCUAGAAGCUUCUUGGAGAGAACUGAAGAAGCUCCUUGGAUGAGAAGCAGAACGUUUUCGGGGGGACGGGGGGGACACCCCAAGAAGGUUCAGUUACCUUUUGGAAAAAAAACAAAAAUCUUUGGGGAUAUGCUUGUGCACUUUGAACAUGAUGCUUCAGAUAGGAACAGAGAGACAAUUCUUUCGUUGUUUCCCAUGUGGAAUAAAACUUAAGAUAUUUGUCAUCUGCUGGCAACAGUUCCAGGCAGAAUUGGUGUGCAAUCGAUAGUCCUCUCCUUCGCCUCUCGAGAUGGCAGUUGCAAUUAAGGAAAACUAGAUAAAAUGCCCGAAGUGUAGAAAUAGGUUAUUUCCACAUAGGCCAGGAUUCUGUGCAUGGUAAGGGAAUUGCAGCACGUAUUCCCUCUCUUGUGCUGUGCUAAAUUCCAACUGUACAUCUUCAUGAGUGACGCCUGCCUUGCAACUAAUCCAAGAGAAGGGAUUGUGGACAAUUUGUCAGUUCAGUGUGCUCAUGAAGGGGCUGGCGUGAUAAUGGCACACUUGGCUUUGAGCCCAUCUUACUAACAAAACUAAAAUUUUCUCUAGAAAAUUUUCCUUUUGCGGGAAAGGAAAAUACCCCAUGAAUUUUACCUGCCGUUCCUUUUUGCAAUCUCCCUUUUCUUUCAGAUAUCUGCUGCUAAGCUGGGGGGGGGGGUAAUCUUUUCCCCUCCAUUCUGGUGCAAUUUGGAUAGUAAUCCAUAGUCUGCUUUCCGGCGAAGGCAAAAACUGCUGGGUUUGGGAAAUGUAUUCUUAUUUCUAAUCCUUAAAGGAUUUUAGAGGCAUGCAAACAUGGCAUGUUUCCCAAAUCCGAGACUGUAAAUAUUAUAUUGUAAAAUUCACCAUUGGCCUCUUUUUGUGUUGUUGUUUUUUUUAAAGGGCAUCUAUGUUAAACAUGUUUUUGGGCAGAUGAUAUUUCUAAACCUGAGAGUCUAUUUUUUUUAAAGAAAGAUACUUGUUUUAUCUAGGAUUAUAGAAUACUAAAAACCACCCAGAAAGGAUUUGUGCUUUUUU
Molecule: messenger RNA, 4136 nt
Organism: Notechis scutatus (mainland tiger snake)
Lineage: Eukaryota; Metazoa; Chordata; Lepidosauria; Squamata; Elapidae
Gene: ZBTB43
Product: zinc finger and BTB domain containing 43
Biological process (GO): regulation of transcription by RNA polymerase II
Molecular function (GO): DNA-binding transcription factor activity, RNA polymerase II-specific; RNA polymerase II cis-regulatory region sequence-specific DNA binding; protein binding
Source: RefSeq, a predicted model, not a curated record